Suillus clintonianus is the source of this 1700-nucleotide messenger RNA. RefSeq lists its product as uncharacterized. The record is from RefSeq and is a predicted model, not a curated record. The coding region runs from base 1 to 1581 and encodes 526 amino acids. The transcript has 4 exons. Lineage: Eukaryota; Fungi; Basidiomycota; Agaricomycetes; Boletales; Suillaceae.
AUGCACAUGUGGCCUACAUGGUUCAUGCGUGGCGACCUUUUCUGUUUCGUGUGGCGCAAUCUGUCUUUAAAGAGCCAUCGCACCGAGUACUCCUACUCCAUUCACCUAUCCCAGCUCUCUUUUUCAUCACGCCCUCGAAUCUGUAUUUCCGUUUUCAACCUCAUGCAUCGAGCUCUGCGCAUUCCCGAAAUUAUGCAAGAGAUCAGCUGGCACACUGAUCGUAGCUCACUUCCUGGUCUUGCGUUGACAUGUCGCACAUUUAAAGGUCCAGCACUUGAUGCCUUAUGGAGGAAUUUUCCAUUCCUAGAGCCUUUCGUCAGCUGUCUACCAACGCAUAUCUGGGGCUUCAAAUUGGUCAAGCCCAUCGAUACCAUAGCCUGGGACACUUUUCGUAAAUACGCGUCGCGCGUGCGCUCGAUCACACAAUCUAAGGAUCCAUCGUUCAUUCUUGAACAUCUUCGUAUGCUAAUGCUAGCCUACCCUUAUCCACCCUCGACCAUGUUUCUAAAUCUUCGAAGUUUGACUUGGAAUGCCAAUCAAAUCCACCUCGCCAUCGAGUUCUUACGUAUGGCAUUGGUGCCUUCCCUGGUUUCCUUGGAUCUACGCAUUACCUCAAUUUCGCCGGUCUUGAAGUCCAUCCUGUCCAAUAUCGGGACCACAUGUCCUAAUCUCACCUACUUUUACUUUCGACCUCAAAUGGAUGACCCGAAGUUGAACCGUGACUUUGCGCCCGUCCUGACACAUGUGAUAUGCCAGCUCAAAAAGCUUUCCGCCUUGACUAUCUGCCACCUUGAAGAUCCAGGGAUGAAGCACGUUACGCAGCUAAAGUCUCUGAAGACAUUUUGGCUUUACGUAGCGCCGACUUUUCUCCGCCGCACGGGGUUGUCACCACAAUCACUUGGUUUUGAACAUCUAGAUUACUUGAGCCUUCGAGCUCCCAGACUCCACCAUAUAACAGACUUCUUAUGUUAUCUCCGGACCGUUCAAACAAAGCAUUUUACCGCCGCCUUAAGCACCGUGUUCGGACAGCAAUCCGAUUCUAUGUCCGGGUUCUGCGGUAUGCUCCUAGAAAGAUGCGACAAAGACGCUCUCGAGACCAUAAAACUCUGCGAACAGUUAUACAACACCUUUGACAUUAUAUUCGCGCAACCAAGUGACUUCAGCCCACUGCGACUUUUUCACAAUUUAACCCAUUUCGAUAUCGAGACAGCAUGCACCCUCUCGAUCUCCGAUGACGAACUAAGCGAGCUGGUAAACCCACGGCCCAAGCUCAAAAUUUUCAGACUCAGUUGUUAUCACCACCCCGAGAGUACUGCGCUGCCUACCUUCCAUGGACUCAUCAACGUGCUUCGGCUUUGCCCUGAAUUGCCUGAUGGCAUAGACGUCGCAUCCCCCGGCAAUGGUAUUCGUAAUGAUGGUCUGCAAGAGCUUGUCCUCGGUAAUUCACUGAUCAGCUCUCCAUUGGUCGUGGCUCUUGUCCUCAGCGACCUCUUCCCUAAUUUGGCGGAGGUGAAUCUUGCCCCUUGGUUUGGUGGCCCACUGCAUUCAUUAUUCUGCCAACCACGGGAGAUGGAGCAAUAGAAGUCGGUCAAUGCUUACUUGACGGCUUUCGCACUAUAAGGAUACGAUGUUUGGGGCAAUGAUGGCCUUCUCCAUGUUCUAAUCAUCUAUGGCAGUUUUAUGCCAGCGUCUACUUCGUA